Clupea harengus (Atlantic herring) is the source of this 1442-nucleotide messenger RNA. It is a transcript of the gene irak1bp1, whose product is annotated as interleukin 1 receptor associated kinase 1 binding protein 1. Lineage: Eukaryota; Metazoa; Chordata; Actinopteri; Clupeiformes; Clupeidae. The record is from RefSeq and is a predicted model, not a curated record. Gene Ontology annotation, biological process: positive regulation of canonical NF-kappaB signal transduction; immune response.
CUUUCUGGUCUACAGCAAUGGCUAGCAGCCCCUCUCGUGUGUUUGCUGCCCUGCUUCCAGUUGCAUCUGAUUCAUACGGCGACGAAAACUUGGUAGACUUCGGUCGGGUCGGUAAACCGACAACAGCAGAGGCACAAAUACCCCCGAGAGAAGUUCAGGUUACGGGAAGUGCGGAGUUAUCCUGCCCGCCCGACCGGGCUUCUGUUUCCAUCAGUGUUAGCAGCAGCAAAGAGUCUGUAAAUGAUGUUAAGAACAGCGUCUCGCGACGUGUGGAAUACAUUCUUCAGACUGUCCGACAGCACGACGUGAAGGUGGCAGACACAGCCGUCACGAAAUACAUCCAAAGAGUGGAUGACCUUUACAUUAUGGAGGCCGAGGUCCGAGUGGUGUUCUUAGAUUUCGACAAGAUGCAGAGAGUGCGAACCGUUCUGUUGGAGAAGUUGGAUAAGAGUGUGUGUGUUGGAGAUCCACAGUUCAUACACAGCCCGGAGUGCCUCAGUACACUAAGGCGACGUGUGUGUGUGGCAGCGGUGGAGAACGCUCGUCUGAAAGCGAGUGAGGUGUGUUGCACUCUGGGACAAGGUCUCGGGCGGGCCUUGCUGGUCCGGGAGGAAGAGUCACGCGAAUGGAGCGGCGGUUUCCCCAAUGGAAGAGACACAACCCUCACAUUACACCAGAGAGCAGGGCUUAUCGCUCACACUGUCUCCUCGCGCGUGUUUGUGACCUUUGAACUUCGACCCAAAGACCGACCCAGAAAGAAACUAUAGGGACCUACAACCAUUGCUUGGAUAUAGCCUCUCUCUACUCUGUCAUGCUCAGGCACUAACUUCUGAGAAGACCAGGGCCUAUUUUCUCAAACUUAAUAACACUAUGAUUGUCAUUAAAUGGAACAUGGAGUAUCAUUCAAGAAAAUACUAUGAUUGUCAUUAAAUGAUACAUGGAGUAUCAUUUUGAGCUAUGUCUGUUGAGUAUAAUAUUUGUUGCCAUCUGAAAUAAUUUAAUCACGGUUCUACUCCCUCAGUAUCAGUAAUAUUUAUAGAUGUGGGCCCAUGCUGAAAAUGUAUUGAUGAGUGAAUGGAUGGAUGCCUUAGUGACGGAUUGGCUUAAAUUAUUGUGAGAGGUAUUUCCUGUACAGCUGAACGUAGGAGGGAUGGGAAAGAAAGUUUUGACAAAGAGCAAUGAACUGUUAACAAAACAUCAGUUCAAGACUGAUCAUUUGUGGCUUUGCACUGUAUUUCCACUGUCUUUCAAACGAUCUUCUGUAAAGAGCAGUUAUUCACCAAAGAGACACUCGAAGGCCCUGAGGUCAGGUCACAAUUAGCAAAUCAAGAGCACUGUAAUGUAUUAUAACUGUGGGAUAGCACUGUUUACUGUCCCAAGGGGAAUUUGUACUGGUUUGUAUUCUGUGACAGAAUUGGAUUAAACAAAGUUUUGUCAGUUAA